AUGACUGUCACUGUUACCGUUACCAUCAUCGUGACCAUUACCAUCACCGUCACUAUCCUCGUUACCGUCCUCGUUACUGUUACCGUCACCAUCACUAUCACCAUUACCAUUACUGUUACCGUCACCGUUACCAUCAUCGUGACCAUUACCAUUACCGUUACUCUUUUUGUUAUUGUUACCGUCAUCGUUACCGGUACUGUUAUCGUUAACGUAAUCGGUACCGUGAUCGUGAUCAUCAAUGUUAUUGUCACCAUGACCAUGACCGUUACCACCACUGUGACCGUCUCCGUUACUAUCACUGUCACCGUUAUUAUUACCGUUACUGUCUCCAUCAUCGUUACUGUUACCGUCACCGUCACUACGACAUUGACCGUUACAGUUACUGUCAUUAUUACCGUCACUGUCAUCGUUAACGUCACCGUUACUAUUACCGUCACCGAUACCGUUAGCAUCAUCGUUACCAUUACUAUUACUGUCACUGUCAUCAUUACCAUUAUCGUUACCAUCACCAUAAUCGUUACCAUGAUUGUUACCGCCACCGUUACUGUCACCGUAACCGUUAUUUUAAUCAUUACCGUAACUGUUACCGUAAUUGUUACCUUCACCAUUAUUGUAACUAUUACCGUCACCAUUACGGUCACCAUUAUCGUCACUAUUACCAUUACUCUCAUUGUCACUGUCAACGUUACCAUAAUAGUUAUUGAAACCGUUACCAUUACCGUUACUGUCACUGUUACCGUGACCAUUGCUGUGACUAUUACCGUUAUUAUAAUACCUAGCUCUAAUGAAUUAAAUUGGCAAUAA
This is a messenger RNA of Vitis riparia (riverbank grape), 804 nucleotides long. RefSeq lists its product as uncharacterized. The transcript has a single exon. Bases 1 to 804 code for a protein of 267 amino acids. Lineage: Eukaryota; Viridiplantae; Streptophyta; Magnoliopsida; Vitales; Vitaceae. The record is from RefSeq and is a predicted model, not a curated record.